Messenger RNA from Brassica oleracea var. oleracea, 2139 nucleotides. RefSeq lists its product as uncharacterized. Gene Ontology annotation, molecular function: RNA-DNA hybrid ribonuclease activity; nucleic acid binding. NCBI's taxonomy places the organism in Eukaryota, Viridiplantae, Streptophyta, Magnoliopsida, Brassicales, Brassicaceae. Gene Ontology annotation, biological process: DNA integration. The record is from RefSeq and is a predicted model, not a curated record. The transcript has 3 exons. Bases 1 to 2139 code for a protein of 712 amino acids.
AUGGCCUUUAUCACAGAUAGAGGAACCUAUUGCUAUAAGGUCAUGCCAUUCGGCUUGAAGAACGCAGGAGGAACCUAUCAACGGCUUGUGAACAAAAUAUUCGCAUAUAAGCUAGGCGUCACCAUGGAAGUAUACAUCGAUGACAUGCUCGUCAAGUCACUACAUGCCGCUGAUCACCUCCGUUAUUUGCAAGAUUGCUUCGAAACAAAUACGGAUGAGAAAUGCGAAGAGGCAUUUACUCAACUCAAGCAUUAUUUGACAACACCACCCGUACUCGCCAAGCUAGAUGGUGGUGACGUUCUAUCUCUUUACGUCGCGGUGUCGCAAGCAGCAGUCAGCAGCGUUCUGAUAAAAGAGGACCGUGGCGAGCAAAAGCCAAUCUUCUACACAAGCAGGCGCAUGACUGGACCAGAAACGCGAUACCCAACUCUGGAGAAGAUGGCACUAGCAGUCGUCGAAGCGGGGAGAAAGGUUCGCCCAUACUUUCAGUCACAUUCAGUGGAAGUAUUAACCGACCAGCCCCUCCGAAAGAUACUCCAAAAUACCAACAGGUCCGGAAGACUAACGAAGUGGGCUAUCGAACUCGAUGAGCUUGAUAUAACUUACAAGAACCGAACCGCGGCAAAAUCUCAGGUUCUUGCAGACUUCUUAGUCGAAUUGGACCCAGAGUUGGAGCAAGACCUCACACUCCCAAAUCCAAACUGGAUACUGCAUGUCAACGGAUCUUCGACUAACAAGGGCGCAGGUGCCGGAGUCCAACUACAAUCCCCGACUGGAGAACUGAUCAGACAGUCUUUUAGCUUCGGCUUUCCAGCUUCGAACAACGAAGCAGAAUACGAAUCUUUGAUCGCCGGACUCCGCUUAGUAAAAGUUGUCAAGGCUAAACGCCUAUGCGCCUAUUGCGACUCGCAGGUAGUCGCCAGUCAGUUUAGCGGCGACUACGACGCCCGCAAUGAUCGGAUGGACGCUUACCUCAAGAUAGUACAAAGCUUAGCCGCAGAGUUUGAAUUCUUCGAACUCGUCAAAGUUCCCAGAGGAGAAAACGUCUGUGCCGACGCACUCGCAGCCCUUGGAAGCAAGCUUCGGGAUCAGGUUAAACGAACCAUCCCAAUACACCGCAUUGAGAAGCCGAGCAUCAAUAUCUCGAUGGACCAAACCACCAUCAUAGCCCCAGUCACCGAAACCGACAUGCCCUAUACUGAUGGAUUCGGCCCUGAUUGGAGAACUGAGUUCAUUGACUAUCUCUCAAAGGGAGAACUUCCAACCGAGAAAUGGGCAGCCCGCCGACUAAAAACACGUAGUGCCUCUUAUGUCGUCCUAGACGACGAACUCCAUCGAUGGACUGCGAAUAAAGUAGUCCUCAAAUGUAUCCAUGGUGAUGAAACAGUCAGGGUUAUGGCCGAAACGCAUGAAGGCGCCAGAGGAAAUCAUUCGGGCAGACGAGCAUUAGCGAUUAAAGACCCCUUCACUGAUUACUUCAAAAAAUGGAUCGAAGCCGAAGCCGAAGCCUAUGCUCAAGUCACAGAGAAAGAAGUCUGUGGCUUCGUCUGGAAAAACAUUAUCUGCCGCCACGGUCUACCUUAUGAAAUCGUUACUGAUAAUGGAUCACAGUUCAUGUCAGGCAACUUCAAGGAGUUCUGCAGCAAAUGGAACAUCAGACUAAGCCCUUCCACCCCUCGUUACCCACAAGGAAACAGCCAAGCGGAAUCCUCCAACAAGCUCAUCAUCGACGGCAUUAAGAAACGUUUAGACCUGAAAAAAGGUCAUUGGGCCGACGAACUCGACGGAGUCCUAUGGAGCCACCGCACAACGCCAAGAGGGUCAACUGAAUCGACCCCUUUCUCUCUUGCAUACGGCGUCGAGGCUAUGGCUCCCGCAGAAGUUAACGUUUCAAGCCUCCGACGUUCAAAAAUUCCCCAGUACGUCGAACUCAACAAGGAGAUGCUACUUGAUGCCCUCGACGAAGUUGAAGAACGACGGGACCAAGCUCUGUUACGAAUCCAAAACUAUCAACAUCAGAUAGAGAGUUACUACAACAGAAAGGUCCGAGCCCGACCCCUUGAAUUUGGUGACCUUGUCAUGCGCAAAGUGUUCGAGAACACUAAGGAGCUGAACACCGGCAAACUCGGCGCUUGGUGA